Aptenodytes forsteri (emperor penguin) is the source of this 4528-nucleotide messenger RNA. It is a transcript of the gene CXCL12, whose product is annotated as C-X-C motif chemokine ligand 12. Gene Ontology annotation, cellular component: external side of plasma membrane; extracellular region. Bases 1 to 414 code for a protein of 137 amino acids. NCBI's taxonomy places the organism in Eukaryota, Metazoa, Chordata, Aves, Sphenisciformes, Spheniscidae. The transcript is spliced from 5 exons. Gene Ontology annotation, biological process: axon guidance; defense response; induction of positive chemotaxis. Gene Ontology annotation, molecular function: chemokine activity; CXCR chemokine receptor binding. The record is from RefSeq and is a predicted model, not a curated record.
AUGAAGGCUUGCAGGGCUACCUUGUCCUGGAGGGCAGCAAGAGGGAGUAACGUGUCCUUUCUCUCCCUGUGUCCCACAGAGAAACCCGUCAGCCUGACUUACCGAUGCCCCUGUCGAUUCUACGAGAGCAACGUGGCAAGAGCCAACAUUAAGCACCUCAAAAUCCUCUCCACACCCAACUGCUCACUUCAGAUUGUUGCAAGGCUCAAGAGCAACAGCAAGCAAGUGUGCAUUGAUCCCAAGUUAAAGUGGAUCCAGGAAUAUCUGGAGAAAGCUUUAAACAAACCACGUCAUCGCACUCAUAAAAAAAAGCAACAGAAGAAACGGGGCCCACUCUGCCCUUCCCGUGCAACACCACUAAAGUCUCCAGGGAGAAAGAAUGGAGGUUCAAGAUGUAAGAGGCAAGCAUUGUAAGCCGUCUACAGGAUUUCUUACUGUAGGACCCAGAAAGCAGAUAACCAGUAUUAGGGAAUGAAUACAUUUCACUGUUAUCAUGCAGCACAAAAGCAACGCUUCCUGCAUUUCCAAAGGUUUUUUUUGUUUGGGUUUUUUUGUGGUUUGUUUUUUUUUUUGCACAAAUUGGCUUGCUUUCACAGUGCUAUUUUUAUAUAGUAAGAUGUAACUAUUUGAGAAAAAUGUUUUUAUACAGGUUGGUUUAUUACCUAGCACUGAGGGCAGAUAUGAAUUUAAACUAACCCUAUGUUAUUAUAUAAUAUUUUAUUUCCUUUGCUAUGUAGAGGUCCUGCUUUAUUUAACUUUCUUUUGGUUCAUGCAAGUCUCCUGGAGUUUUAAACCUAGAAGGACAUGAACUGUACAGUGCAAUGAUGUUGUGUAAGUAGUGGAGGAAUUCUUUGCCUCCAGAAGUCAUCAAGGCCAAGAACAUAGGAGGUCUAAAAAGCAUCAGACAUUGAUGAAAGUGGUCAGCAUUACCAUGGGUGGCAUUUAUAGGUAUUCUGGGUGAGGGAUUAAACUCAGGGCUACAGGGCUAAAGCCUUUCUCUGAAGAUCAGAAACCUUGGUGACAGCUAUGAGCAGCUGGGUCAAUGCACAUCUGGUAUUGCAAGGUGCUAGUACUUGGUUUGUAGUAGUUGUGUGUGUUAGGAGCCACAACAGUGAUCUGAUGUCACCUGGCAUUUCCUAUGUUCCUGUGUUUCUGAUGACAAAUUUUAGCACAAAAAGGAAUGGGUUAUUAAAGGUCUAACCACACGAUCAUGUUGCAAGUUGCUGGAGGAGUCAGAUAUGCUGCCGUGCACCAGGUGUCUCUUCCCACCCAUCCACGGGAGGUGGCUUCAGCUCACCUGGCUGGCUUUGCACUGAAGUAGGUGGAGAUGCAUUCACAUGACCCUUCACCAACGAUGCUGUAGCUUCGCAGUCACACGUUACCUGGAAGCAGUAACAUCUUUGAUUGCUCCGGAGAUACCUAAAAGAGGAUGUCUGGCCAUAUCUUUGGAGAAAAGAGAUGCCUGGGGCAAAAGAGGGUCUGCCCGGUUUGUGGAAGGAGUGGUGUUUCUCGGGUGUGGAAAUGAAGGCCAACACUCACUGUUCACCAGCGGUCAUGGUUCUGUUUGCUGGUGAACAGGAUAGCCUCGGCAAUUUCCUUUGCAAAGUACACCCGGGGACAGGUACCACUGCUUCGCCAAUCCCUCUCUCAGCCAGAAAUUUCUUUCUCCUGAUUCCUACCUGUAUAUGCAAUAUCUUUGCUAUAUAGUGUAUGCCUGCAGUACUGCGAUAAUCAUGUUACCCUGCGCGCUGGGAUCCAGGGGGAAGCACAUUUGUGCAGCACAGUGCUUAUGUUUGUAUGUGUGCGUACUGUAAACAGAAAACGUUGUAAGAUUGUAGUUUUUUUGAGCGGGUUGCUUCAGAAGGAAUCUUCCCUCUUCCCUGCAGCCUGUGUCAGGAACACUGAGAGGGGUGUUUCACCGAGCACUCCUUUUUGUGGCAGGCAUCUUUUAGUGCCAAAGAGGCACUUUGGCUAGCCGGGGAUUACCUUAUUUCCAUGUGGAUUCAGGUAAAAAUCUUGUAAGUAUUUUCCUCUCUGCAAAACAGCGCUAUUACAGAGAGUGCUUCAGCUGGGACCACAUCACCUCGUUUGCUUUAAAGCAGAAACCAACUGCUGUGCCUAAAAUGUAUGUGUGUGUGAUUUUGACAUUCCUUCUAUUGUUAUCGUUACCAACCUGGUGCUUUAAGUAUAUUGUGUCUCUGUUUUGAAAGGUCUGGUACCACUGUACUUGGUGAGAAUUGGACUGUUGAUUUAAUGUGAGUAGGAUCUGUUGUAAUGUUGUAAGGCUAAAGACAGAAAGAACUCUUACGAGAAAACUAGAGUUCCUUGUGUCUUCCCUGGAAUGUACUUUAUAUCCUAGGGUCCAUCUCCUGCCCCCACACAUGCACCUGCAAUUGCUAGUGGUUUGCCAGAGGCAGACAUGUGAGUGUCAAAGCCAAGAAUGACUUUGGGGAAAGUGUGGGUGAAUUUUGGUUCUGACACAGACAUGGAGCUUGUCCUUCUCACCCAGGAAGGUGCAUUCUUCACACAUGCUUCCCAUCCAAGGACAGCUUAAGGUCUGAUCUGUUCCCACUGGAGUAAAUGAAGAAUUAAAUAAUCCUCUGAUUUUGAUUCAACAGCAUACCUUGAAAUGACAAUAGGGGCCGUGAAGAUUUUGUUUCUAGGGGAAACAUUGGCUUUCCAGUGAAAAGACGGGGUGGGUAGAUGUGAUUGUACAGCCUUGCCAGCGCUCUGCUGCAGUCCUCGUUAACAGGGAGUGCAUCUGGGGUCAGCACUAGCAGGGAAAGGUCUCUGGGCACAUGCCAACCCCACAUUACAGCCUGGGCAAACAGACUACUUUGACAGAAGCAUUGAGAUGGGCAGUGCUGGAGCACCCCCCCAAAGCCAGCGUCCUAGCUCUGGACGGUAUAGGCAGGUAGUAGAAGUACUGCAGGAAAUGUCAACCUUCUCUUCUAGGGGCAAACUAGUGAGCAUCGCGGGGGUAGACUGUGCUAAAGGAAGGGCAUUUAAUCCUGGGAGAAAUGCAUGAGUAGCAGCAGGAAGGAAAGGGACUCCCUGCAAGGCUAGGGAACACUUACAGCCAGGUGGUGGUUGUCUGGGUGCCUUGUGGGCUGCCUGCCUCUGGCAUUUCUUGAGACUCACACUGUGACCUGGGCCCUGACACCGCUGCGCUGGUAACGAUUCGCUGCUCAUGUAGCUGAGACCACUCGGGGCAUGGGGCUGCUCUCAGGGGCCAGCACCGGCUCCCUCCCUCGCCCAGGGAAGUUUGAGCACAGCGUGACUGGAGGGGUGGCACAGACCUGGCCAGGAGUAAUCGAAGACUUAAACGAGAACCUGAUAAAAGCUUUCUCUUGCUUUAGACCAAAAUUCAACCUUGAGCAGGAAGCUUUGCUUUUUGCCUGACAUUAUUUGCAUGAUGCAUCAGGAAGAGCAGCUAUGUCCUUCAAACUAGAGAAAUCAGUCACUCGGCUGCCCCAAGCUCCUUGCGCUAUCUCUGCAUCGCGUGCUGUUCCUCCUGUGCACACCACGGUCGUAGCAGGCUGAGAAGCAGCACUAGCGGAAACCCGCUCGGGGAGAGCACCAGAUUUUCCUUUCUGCCUUUAACUGUUGACCAAAGACCGAAUCAGGGAAAGGAAGCUUGGGGAGAUGGGAGUGAUGUCGAGACCACACGUGAAGAGAAGGAGGGAAAAGAGGUAACACUGAACUGGUGCUGAAAAAGCAGCUUCCAUAAAUGUGAAAUUGUCACGUGUGGUAUUUUCAAAGUGCAGCUGUCGAAUCCUAAGGUUGGGUUAUUUUUUUUUUAAAAGAAUAGAUGGUAUUUAUUGCUGUGCCAAUUUUUUAAUUUAUACUAGCUUUAUACUUGUAUGUAUGAAUAUCUUAUCUGAAUUCUGCCUGAGGAAGGAUGAAAGGUGGCUUUCUGAUGUGUUUUUAACUAAGGUGUUUGAGCAAAAGUGGCUGCUCAUUUUGCAAUGAAGGCUACAUUCGAAGUUAAAUAUACACAUUUCGUUGAAAAUGCAGUUCCUAUAGAAGUUUUUGUUGCUAUUUUCCCUUUGUUAGCAUCUAGAGGGUCCUUCUUUUCUCUGGCAACUUGUUUUGAGUGAUGUGAUUUAUAGUAACGAGGGGUUUCUCAGAACUCAUCACCUAAAAUCUGAAUUUUUUUCUUUACCAACAUCCCACCAAGACAAGCCUUGUCUGCAAACAUGAAACUCCGGUGGCCACAAAGAAGAAAACACAUAUCAUGAUAAAAGGGCUGCAUGAACCUCCCAUCUUCCACUCCUUAAGAACUCAGUGUUGUCAGAAUGUGGUAAAUACUGUACUUUAUAUUUUUAUUAAGUAAAAAGAAAUAUCUUCCCAAAUAAUGUGAAAAGGGUUUUGUAUUUGUGUUCCUGUAAGGCAGCUUUUAUGGAGGAGUUAUAUUAUGCUUUUGAAAUUACUCCUUUCAUAGAAUAUUUUGAAAAUAAACACUUUUAUAUUGUUGUAAUUUCUCCCAUAAAUGUAUAUGCACUUAAAAUUUUCUUAAUAAAAAUGU